Myzus persicae (green peach aphid) is the source of this 786-nucleotide messenger RNA. RefSeq lists its product as uncharacterized. NCBI's taxonomy places the organism in Eukaryota, Metazoa, Arthropoda, Insecta, Hemiptera, Aphididae. Bases 1 to 786 code for a protein of 261 amino acids. The transcript has 3 exons. The record is from RefSeq and is a predicted model, not a curated record.
AUGCGCCAUCUAAAAACUAAACAUGUAACUGUGCCACUUAAAAGACCACUGCUGGUAAAUGAUGACAACAUUGAUGAUCCAUUCGACCCCGACGUGCCAGCGUCUACAAGAGCCUCUGUGAGUACAGGUUCGUCGAGAGUACUUUCUGAUGCAGCAGGGCCAUCAGCAUCAAAUCUACCUAAACAAAGUGCCAUCACACAGUAUAUAAGUAAACCAAUUUCUCUCACAAAAUCAAAAGCUAUAGACUUACAGAUCACUUCAUUUAUCGUCAAACAUUUUCAUCCUUUUUCAUUGGUAGAAGAAACGGAAUUCCAUGGUUGGACAUCCAUCAACAACCAACAUUAUACAGCCUUAACCAUCCAUUUUUUAAAUUCUGAGACUAAAUUGUGUUCUAGACUAAUUGAUUGCAUCGACUAUAAUGAGCAAAGUACGUCAGUUGAACUUGCCAAUUUUUUGAUGGCUACUGUUAAAGCGUGGAAUAUUGAACAUAAAAUAUCAGCAGUUGUCACAGAUAAUGCUUCAAAUUUAGUUUGUGCUGUAAAGAAAAAUAAUUGGACUUUUGGAGACAUGUCCCAUGCUUUGCUCAUGUCCUUAAUAUCGGCAUUCAGCGUGAACCAUCAAAAACAAAUGGGAUUACCAGAUCUAAAGCUGAUUCAGGAGUGCAAAACUCGUUGGAAUUCAGCCUAUCACAUGAUGAAAAGGAUACUAAAGUUAAAAGAACCUAUGUUAUCAACAUUAGCCAUAACCAACAAUGAUUUAAAUUGCAUUACUGAGGAGGAAUGGUAA